Leptosomus discolor (cuckoo roller) is the source of this 974-nucleotide messenger RNA. The record is from RefSeq and is a predicted model, not a curated record. Lineage: Eukaryota; Metazoa; Chordata; Aves; Leptosomiformes; Leptosomidae.
AUGGGGUGCAGCAGUUCUGUAGCUGACAGAAGGUCAGAGAAAGUCAUUAGAGCUGCUAUCCUCAUCCAGAACUGGUAUCGCUUUACAAUGGCCCGGCUAGAGAUGAGGCGCCGCUAUUCUCUGAGUAUUUUUCAGUCAAUCGAAUACGCUGAUGAGCAAGAUCAACUACAGCUAUCCGACUUUUUUACAUUCAUGCUGGAGCACUGUACUCAUCCCGAUUCAGUUUCUCACAUAUUCACCAGCCCUAGUGUUUCUCAGGUGGUGGAUGAAGGCUUAUGUUUAACAGAAUUUGAAAAGAAGAUUGAUGUUCCAGACUCCUAUUAUGGACCACGACUCUCAUUCCCCCUUACUGUUGAAGAUGCCAGUGCUCUUCUUCAUGCUUUCAGGAAUGAACAGCUGCUUCAUGCUCGCUACGUACUGCAGCUACUAUGUGAAACUAGGAGGGUUCUCAAGGAGAUGCCAAAUAUCACCCAUCUUUCAACUUCCUACUCUAAGGAGAUAACUGUUUGUGGAGAUUUGCAUGGAAACCUGGAUGAUCUUUUGCUGAUAUUUUAUAAGAAUGGUCUGCCUUCAGAACAAAACUGUUACGUCUUUAACGGUGAUUUCGUUGACAGAGGGAAGAAUUCUAUGGAAAUACUUAUAAUCCUGUUUGCAUUUCUUCUUAUCUACCCCAAUGAUUUACACCUGAACAGAGGAAACCAUGAAGACUACGUCAUGAACGUGAGAUAUGGCUUCACAAAAGAAGUUUCAAAGAAGUACAAGGACCAUGGGAAACAGAUUCUGUGUCUUCUGCGAGACGUCUUUAGCUGGCUUCCUCUUGCCACUAUAAUUGAUAGCAAAGUUCUUAUCCUACACGGAGGGAUUUCAGACACCACAGAUUUGGAUUUCCUGAACACACUUGAGAGAAAUAAGCUAAAAACACUUUAGAUGCCUCCUUCCUGCAGUGAUGACGCAUUACUCAGAAAGCACGAAAA